GCUAAAAAUAUGUCAUAACUCCGCAUUUAGUCCAUUUAGUCCCAGUAAAUUUUGCAAUUUUUCCACCGUCGAAGGGUUUAAUAUAAUUAAAAAAUGUUUUCAAAAGUAUUAAGAUAUUCUUAUGUGGCAACGAGACUAUAUUCAAGACAAUACGUAGCCAGGCCUUUAUUAUCGUUAACAAUAAUUGGUAAAAACCAUGAAUGGAAGAGGGAUUUUAAAAAUUUUGGACACCAAACCGAGAAAGAAUCAAGAUUAACCAAGAUUUAUUGUAUCUUUAUAAUGCUAUCAAUGCUGUUGCCCUGUAUUAACUAUAGAGGGAUUCAAAAAAAAUUGUUUCCGAAAGUGGAGGCUAAAGAACCUAAAAAACAAGAAAUUGAAUCAAGCGAGGAAGAUCAUCAUAUCCAUGAUGAAGAGGGUAAACACAAGAAGCACAAGAAACAAAAAAUUGGGUUUAGAGAUAGAAAAAUAAUCGAUUAUGAGAAUCGUAUAAGAACUUAUUCAACGCCAGAUAAAGUCUUUCGGUAUUUUGCAACCAUUCAAGUUAUAACACCGCAAGGUUUAGAAACGUUUAUGACACCGGAUGAUUUUCUUAGAUCUUUAAUGCCUGGAUUAAAACAACCAGAUGGAUUAGGAUUGGAUCAAUUUAGAAGAUAUGACCCAAAGCAUAAAGUCGAGACUGUUCACGAUAAACUCGAGUUAAGUCUCCCUAGAGACAGUAUUUUCUACAAACUCGGUAGUUUUGGUCUCAUCACAUUUUCGGAUUACAUCUUUUUAUUAACAGUACUUUCAACUUCUCGAAGGCAUUUCGAAAUAGCUUUUCGCAUGUUCGAUUUAAAUGGAGACGGCGAUGUCGAUUGCGACGAAUUUGAAAAGGUUGCUACUUUAAUAAGACAACAAACAAGUAUUGGAUCAAGGCAUAGAGAUCAUGCUAAUACCGGAAAUACAUUUAAAGGUGUUAAUUCAGCGCUUACUACUUAUUUCUUUGGAAAGGAUCUUAAACAAAAAUUAACGAUCGAAAAAUUUUUGGAUUUCCAAGAACAGCUUCAAAAGGAAAUUUUAAAUCUUGAAUUUCAGAGGCGUUUUCCAGACGAUGAUGGGUGUAUUUCUGAGAUUGAUUUUACUGAGUUAUUGUUGGCUUAUGCUGGGUAUUCUCAUAAGAAAAAAGCUAAAAUGUUGAAACGUGUAAGAAAAGCGUUUAAAGAACAUAGUCAAGGUAUUUCCAAACAAGACUACUUAAAUUUAUUUCACUUCUUAAACAACAUCAAUGAUGUCGAUACAGCUCUUACAUUUUAUCAUAUUGCUGGUGCUUCAAUUGAUGAACGCACUUUAAAACACGUUGCAAAAACUGUGGCUCAUGUAGACCUUAGUGAUCAUGUUAUUCAUGUUGUUUUUACUAUAUUUGAUGAAAAUUUGGAUGGCCAAUUAAGUAAUAGAGAAUUUAUAGCAGUUAUGAAAAAUAGGCUAAUGCGCGGUUUAGAAAAACCAAAAGAUACAGGUUUCAUCAAGUUUAUGCAUAGCGCUGUUAAAUGUGCCAAAGAUGCCCGAACUUCAAUUUAAAUUAUAAUCAUGUAUUUAUCGUAAAUUUUAGCUGUAAUAGCUAUCUUAUCCUUAAAGAAUAAAUUAAUUAUAAAGAAAC
Molecule: messenger RNA, 1636 nt
Organism: Onthophagus taurus
Lineage: Eukaryota; Metazoa; Arthropoda; Insecta; Coleoptera; Scarabaeidae
Source: RefSeq, a predicted model, not a curated record